UGAUAUCUUUUUCACCUUUUGACAGGUUCAAUGGAAAAGAAGGUGAUUACAGGUGUACUAUUCGGUUUUGUCUCUUUAGUAGGAGCUGUUAUUCUAGUCUUAUAUAGAUAUAGAAUUUACAGAAUUGAAAAGAAGUAUCAAGCCAAGGUUAAGAAGUUUCUGGAUGAUUACAAAGCUUUUAAGCCCACAAGAUACUUGUUUGCUGAUCUUGAGAGGAUUACAAAUCAAUUUGAGUACGAAUUGGGAAAAGGAGCGCAUGGAACUGUUUAUAUGGGGAAGCUGUCUGAGAACGUUAAAGUAGCUGUUAAGGUCCUCAAUGAUUCCAAAGCAAAUGGAGAGGAAUUCAUUAAUGAAGUUGGGACAUUGGUGAAAAUUCACCACGCCAAUAUAGUCCGCUUGAUCGGUUUUUGUGCAGACGGGUUUAGAUGGGCUGUAGUAUACGAUUACUUGCCAAAUGAUUCACUCCAGAAGUUCAUUUCUUCACCAGACUCAAAGAAACAUUUUCUUGGUUGGAAAUCUUUGGAACAUAUUGCUAUUGGCAUAGCUAAAGGGAUUGAGUAUCUCCAUCAUGGUUGUGAUGAAAGAAUCCUACAUUUCGACAUCAAGCCACACAAUGUACUUCUUGAUGACAAUCUCAAUCCCAAAAUCACUGAUUUCGGCCUCGCUAAGUUGUAUUCAAGGGAACAAAGCCUGGUCUCCAUGACAACAGCUAGGGGCACCAUAGGCUAUAUGGCACCCGAAGUGUUCUCAAGAAACUUCGGGAACGUUUCUUAUAAAUCGGACGUUUAUAGUUUCGGAAUGUUGUUACUAGAGAUGGUGAGUGGAAGGAAAUGUGUUGACACUGAAUCACAUGCAGAGGAUCAAAUAUAUUUCCCUGAAUGGAUUUAUAAUGUGUUAGAGCAAGGAGAAGAUAUAAGGUUUGAUAUUGAAGAAGAGAAUGAUGCUAAAAUUGCAAAGAAGUUAGCCAUUGUGGGUUUGUGGUGUAGUCAAUGGAAUCCGGUUGAUCGUCCUUCCAUGAGAAGUGUCCUUCAAAUGUUAGAAGGGGAAGGAGAUAAUUUGAGCACACCACCAAAUCCAUUUAUAGCUAAACCGCCUUCAAGAAUGGUUGCAUCUGGUGUAGACGUACACAAUUGUAAACUGGAUGCAAUAGAGGAAACAUAGUAAAUAAUAAUAAAAUGUAGGCCAGAGACCGGUUCGGUCUUAUGUAAAACAUGUGGAAUCAUUUAAAAAUCUCAACUUUUAGUAUCGGUUCGGUUCAUAUAAAUU
This is a messenger RNA of Cuscuta europaea, 1266 nucleotides long. Lineage: Eukaryota; Viridiplantae; Streptophyta; Magnoliopsida; Solanales; Convolvulaceae. The record is from the annotation of a GenBank genome assembly.